AUGGCGGCGACCCCCUCGGGUGAGGUGAGUUUGCUCCUUUCGGGGGGGAGGUUAGAGGAGAAGGACCGGGGAGGGGGUGGGAAGCAGACGGGGGCCGUCGAGCGAUCUGGGCCGUUGGUUGGGGCGGAGGGCAGCCCAUCGGCGGUAGAGAUGCGCGCGCAGGGAGGCUGGGCUCUUGCGAGGCUGGCGCUAGCGCUUCGAGAAGAGGAGACUGGGGCGUUCUGUGGGCACGUGACGGAGUUACUUCAGAGUCCGCGGGCGACGAGCCGCCAGCUGGCCGGUACGAUCAUGGCCGAGUGGUUUAAGGGUUUGGGUAACCCCGAGCUUUUGUCAGUAAACGGCGGAGUCAAAACCGAAAACGGUGGCGUUAAGGGGGAGGGAGGAGCGAAAACGGACGAAGUUCCGAACGUGCUUGAUCUGCCGGCCGUGGCUGCGUUAAGGCAGAGAGCGCUGGAGCUUCUUCAGGCGAACGACCCCGGUUCCCUCACCCCGGGCUCUUCUGCCCCUUACGAAGACCUGAAGCCGAUUUACAUCAGGAUGCGCGAGGAGGCGGCGGCCAUGGGCCGGGCACGCCCGCGCGGCCGGGGCGGUGGUGUUCUUGCGGGAGCUUCCGCCGAAGUUGAACUCCGUAAUCCAGCCGCUGAUGGGGUCGGUGCGGUUCGAGCGGAAGCAAGUCUGCAGCUGCUGGCGAUGCAUUGCGACCCUCGCAGAAGCGGCGACCGAGUUAGCAAUGCUCUCCGUUUUGAGCACGUUAACACCGAUGUUGGGAGACGCAAAGAAAUGCUGAGGCGCGGAGGGGCGCUGCCGGGGCGGUCCUAA
Klebsormidium nitens is the source of this 819-nucleotide messenger RNA. The record is from the annotation of a GenBank genome assembly. Lineage: Eukaryota; Viridiplantae; Streptophyta; Klebsormidiophyceae; Klebsormidiales; Klebsormidiaceae.